Chaetomium fimeti is the source of this 2513-nucleotide messenger RNA. RefSeq names its product P-loop containing nucleoside triphosphate hydrolase protein. The record is from RefSeq and is a predicted model, not a curated record. Gene Ontology annotation, molecular function: GTP binding; microtubule binding; GTPase activity. Bases 136 to 2331 code for a protein of 731 amino acids. The transcript has 2 exons. Gene Ontology annotation, cellular component: cytoplasm; microtubule; membrane. Lineage: Eukaryota; Fungi; Ascomycota; Sordariomycetes; Sordariales; Chaetomiaceae.
CCUACAACUACAAACGGAGGAGUCUACCCAUCCCUCUUCUCUUCCCUCUUCUGUUCCUUCUUCUCUUCACAUCCCCUAACAUCCUCUCCAUAAUCUGUCAAUACCCACAGUGUAACCCGCGAAUAGCUCGCAAAUAUGGCCGCAACGAACACUCCAUCAAACGGCGCAUCGACCGGCUCAGCGAGUGGCACAUCGAGUUCCGCUGCAAACGACGAUGCGCAAAGCCCUGAACGCGGCAAGGGGAAUCUUCUACAAUCCCAAGACCACCGCGGCCUUCUCGACGUCGUUGAUCGACUGCGAUCGCAAGGGCUCAGCCGAUAUGUCGAUCUGCCCCAGAUCAUCGUUUGCGGCGACCAGUCGUCGGGCAAGAGCUCUGCCCUCGAAGCCAUCUCGGGCAUGUCGUUCCCGGCAAAGGACAAUCUCUGCACCCGGUUCGCGACUGAGCUCAUCCUCCGACGGACCCCGACCACCGGCAUCGAUAUCAGCAUCCGUCCAGGAUCGGAACGGACCGAGGAAGAGAAGAAAACACUCACGGGAUGCAAGUACACUGGCACUCUUGAGGAGCUAGACCUUGGUCAAGUGGUUGAACAGGCCAAGAACCUCAUGGGCUUGAACGGGACCAACAAGGUCUUCAGUACCGACAUCCUUCGUGUCGAGGUAUCAGGCCCAUCGCAACCGCAUCUCACCAUGGUUGACCUUCCCGGUUUGUUCCUCGCCGGCAACAAGGAUCAGUCAGAGCAAGACGCAGCGCUCGUCAAGGCCCUUGUACUAUCGUACAUGAAGAAUCCACGUACCAUCAUCCUUGCCGUGGUUUCGGCAAAGAACGACUUCGCCCUUCAACAAGUCACACGGCACGCCAGGGCUCAGGAUCCUGAGGGACUCCGUACCCUCGGCCUGAUCACCAAACCGGACACCCUAGACCAAGGGUCCGAUAGCGAGCGUUUCUAUGUGGAGCUCGCCCAAAAUAAGGAUGUCCAGUUUCGCCUGGGCUGGCAUGCACUGCGCAACAGAAACUUUGCAGAACGCGAUGAAUCAACAAUUGCCCGCGAUGCCGCUGAAGCCGAGUUCUUCGCCAAGGGCGUGUGGAGGUGCUUGAAGCCGUCGCAACUUGGUGUUGCCGCUCUUCGUGUGCGCCUAAGCCACGUCUUGCGUGAUCAAAUCCUCUGGCAGCUCCCUAGCGUUCUCGAGGACGUCAGGGCAGGGAUUGCCGAAUGCAGGCACACAUUGGACAAGCUCGGGACUUCUCGUGGUACCAUUGCGGAGCAGCGCCGCUACCUCCUGAAAAUCAGCGCGAGAUUCUCUGAGCUAGUGAAAGAAGCCGUCGACGGUGUGUACACCGAUGCUUUUUUCAAGCCGUCCAAGGACAGGCGCCUCCGCGCCGCAAUCCAGAACACAUUGUCCGACUUUGCCCGAGACAUGCGUCUACAUGGCCACGCCACCACGAUAACUGACGGGCCCAUCGUGCGGCUCAAUGGCGAAGAUGACCGCAAACCUCGCGCGAUAUCUCGGGCCUCGUACAUAUUGCAAGUCAAGGCAUUGAUGAUGGAAAGCCGGGGCCGUGAGCUUCCUGGCACCUACAACCCGCUCAUCGUUGCCGAGCUUUUCAGCAACCAGUGCAAACCGUGGCAGGGCAUGGUGCGGACUCUUCUUGAACGCGCAUUCCAGUCGACCGUCAAGAUGAUUGAGUGCGCUCUUCAUCAUGUUGCCGAUGGGGAGACGACCGAGUGCCUCCUCCGUGCUAUCAUCAGCCCGGCGUUGGAAAGCAUCAAGAGGGGGUUGAAAAACAAGGCGGAUGAGAUUCUGGAGCCGCACCUCUCGGGCCAUCCUAUCACUUACAACCACUACCUCACCGACAACGUGCAGAAGGCGCAGGCUGAUCGCAGACGCCACCAGAUGGAGAACCGUCUCAAGGCCUUCUUUAGCUCUGAUCGGAUUCCCACUGGCGUUGCGAACCACAAGUUUGACAUGCAUUCUCUGCUGAACGACUUGGCCACCAACACGGAGCCCGACAUGGAUACGUACUCCUGCUCAAUGGCAGUGGAUACGAUGGAGGCAUACUACAAGGUUGCCCUCAAGUCUCUUGUCGAUUCAGUCAGCACACUGGCAGUCGAGCGGUGUUUGCUGCAGAAGCUCUCGGCCAUCCUCUCGCCAGAGAUUGUGUGCGAGCUCACCGAUGACGCCGUCCAGCGUAUCGCGGCCGAGAGCCCGGAGUCCGUGGCGGAGAGGGUGCAAGCUGCCGAGAAGCUCGCCGUGCUAGAGGACGCCAUGUUUGAGCUGAAGCGGCUGGGGAUGCAUGGUACGCAAGCGGCCAGUGAUGAUUUUGCUGCUUGAUGUGCCGACAUGAGUAGCGACAUGCAGUUUGUGGAAUCACUGAAGGAUGGAUGUUGGUAGAUCAGCUUGUGGUGAAUGUAGACUCACAAUUCAGUUGACAAGAUACAUCAUACAGAUACGAAUACCAUGAUGGCAUCAUAUGCUGAUCCCGGCCGAAACAAGAACGCGGCCCCCACGAUGGC